This is a messenger RNA of Trematosphaeria pertusa, 1635 nucleotides long. RefSeq lists its product as uncharacterized. The coding region runs from base 63 to 1553 and encodes 496 amino acids. Lineage: Eukaryota; Fungi; Ascomycota; Dothideomycetes; Pleosporales; Trematosphaeriaceae. The record is from RefSeq and is a predicted model, not a curated record. The transcript is spliced from 2 exons.
CUCUGGUCGAAAUCUUUAUCCCUCCGUUGUUGACUCUCUACAUUCCGUACCCUUCUACCAGCAUGUCCCGCGCUCAGGAACUCUCCGCGCAUCGCGUGAGAGAAGGACACCUGGCCUCAGUUCAAGAUGAUGGGGAAGAAUAUCCAUACAGACCCUUUGGAGAGCCUGCCAAAGAGAAUGCGAUCGAUGAUGAUGACUCCACCAACGAAAGCAGGAUGGAAACCGACGAAGACCGCCCAAAUCCAUGCCGCAAAGCCCGUGCAAUUUCGCCAGAUCCUUUCGCAUCCACCCUCACGAAGAGGAGGAAGCCGAUUAAACGGAAUGAAGGCAGCAAGACCGAAGAGCACCACCUGCUCCACCACCGCAAGUCUCGUACUACCGCCCUGCCAGGAAUUGCAUCCAAGUUCAUGGGUAUUAUGAAGCCUUGGAUCAAUUUCCUCAUGGCUUUCACUAGGGUGAUGGCAAUGCUGGUCAUGGUGGUUGGGGUGGGACUGGCCUACACUGUGCUGGGGCAGGAUUGGAGUCAAGGAUUGGCUGAGUCGCAUAUCCAGGCUGAAAAAUUUCCAUCAGCCUGUCCCCCAAACUGGCGCUUCUACCCGACAUACCAGUCCGUCCUCUCCCUCCCACCUCCGCUGUAUGCUGGAGGCAAUGGCACCCACCCGCUCCUCCCGCCGCGAACCCUCAUUGAAAAGGCGUACCGCAAGGCGCUGCGCUGCUGGCACAUGGACAAGCGAAACAGUUUCCGCCAUCUGUCAGAUGCGCAAUGGAAGGAGAUUCAGCUCCUCAUCAACGAUAGCUAUGAGAAGCUGACGGCGGGCCGUGGCGUAUUCCCGCGGUAUACAGACGGGUAUGAGGACUUGGUGAAUACGACUUGGUGGCAGACCGAGGUGAAGGUGAAGACAUUGGAACUGUACAAGAGGCCGGAGGACUGUAGAUGCACGUGGGAAAGGGCCGUCGCACACUCCAUGGAGCAACGAAGGAUCAAGCUGGACCAGAAGGCGGGUAUAGCACCAAGCGACCAGACCGCAGCAACCGUUUCCAGCGAUGUCAGCGUCUCUCAGUACUGUCCUUGUACACUCCCACUGCUCCUGCAAACCUACCAAUUCUUCCUCAAGAAGAACUUGCCACCGUUGGGCACAUACCACACUCACUCGUUCUACAAAUGGGAGAACAUUUCGCCGCUCUUCCACCCAAGGCCAACCCUCUUGACUGAUCCAUUCAGCACCCUCCUCCGCUUUGUUUCCUCCAAAUACAGGUUCCUCUGGCCAUUCAACUACUCGUGCGCUAUGAAGAAGGCGCUCGUCACUCAGGAGUGGUUCAGUUUCAUAGAUUUUGCCGAUGAUAUGGAGCCAGGUGGUUGUCUAGGGAAGGAAUGGGAGGAGAAGGAGAGACUCAGGGAGGAGAAAAGGGAGGAGGAAUUGUACGCCCAGGAGUUUCGAGAAGAGGCCAAGUAUCAAGAGAGAAUGGCUGAGAUUGAUAGGAAAUUUGAGGAGGCGGUAGCACGGGAGCGUGAGCGGAUGAAGUGGUUGGGCUGGCUGCCAGGCAUGCAUUGAUAGAAGUGUGCUAAGUUUGAGGGGCUCUAAAUUGGUCUGCAUUUAUUAGAAGCUUUAGGUAGGCGUUAGGCUUGUGAUUGGG